Messenger RNA from Physella acuta, 932 nucleotides. RefSeq lists its product as uncharacterized. NCBI's taxonomy places the organism in Eukaryota, Metazoa, Mollusca, Gastropoda, Physidae. Gene Ontology annotation, biological process: protein folding. The record is from RefSeq and is a predicted model, not a curated record. Gene Ontology annotation, cellular component: endoplasmic reticulum. Gene Ontology annotation, molecular function: protein disulfide isomerase activity.
UGACAUCACUUCCUUCCCAUCAACAUAUUGAAUAUAUUUUUGUACCUGCGCAGAAAAUAGUGACGUAGAAUACAUGAUAAACAGCUUGCAAAGAUUUGAAAUAUUUAGUUUUAAUUUUUUAAAAAAAAUAGGAAAUUUAACAUCAAUCCAUGGCUCCCCCGUUGGCGAAAAAAGAAAAAGCUAGAAAACCAUCCAGUACGUCUGAUCCAUGGAUCGGUUCUCGACUUGUGGAGGGGCUGAGAGAAAGUAUAUUUAUGGAGUACUUAACCGAAAAGGACGUGGCGUUGGUUAUGUUCUACGACCCAAAGGAGGGAAUGUGUGACUGGUCGAAGAAACAUUUUCUGAAGGCUGCCAAGAUCACAGAACGCGAAAACCACGGAUACGCCGCUGUCGACUGCACCAAGGAGGCGGACGUGUGUGAGAACGAGAGCGUCCUGUCCCUCCCCACGUUCAAACUCUACUCCCGGGGCAAGGUGAUGGGGACCUACACCAACCCCUUGGCCUUCACGUACCACACCAUGGCUCGCUACGUCGAGAACGCCCCUGUCUUAACGGAACCUCCAAGGCCUAAACGACCAUGCGACAAGGAUUGAAAUGGACACUAGGAAAAAAAAAACAAAUAGAUCGAAAAAGAGUUUCCAAAAAAGUAACAAUUUUUCUAAACCCUGAAUUGUUUAAAAUGUUUACGAUGAAGAUGUGAACCAUCGGAAUGUAAAUAAACGAAUUUCACAAGUUAUGGGCAAGCAACUGCCAAGAAAUAGUCGCCAACUUUCAGUUAAAAUUAUUUCAUUGUCAUCUCCCUUUAUUUAAAAAAAUGUAAAUUCGACUCACCGCUAUUAAAAUCGGGAGCAGUUUUUUUUUUUAAUUUUAUUUCUACAGCUUGAGUGAAACAAAUGUUUUUUUUAUGGUAAAUAAAACACACUUUUCGGUUA